Messenger RNA from Colletotrichum scovillei, 2337 nucleotides. RefSeq names its product heterokaryon incompatibility protein. Bases 1 to 2337 code for a protein of 778 amino acids. The record is from RefSeq and is a predicted model, not a curated record. The transcript has 3 exons. NCBI's taxonomy places the organism in Eukaryota, Fungi, Ascomycota, Sordariomycetes, Glomerellales, Glomerellaceae.
AUGAUCAUCUGUAAAUUUUGCCGGACUACAAUCCUAGAGUCUGGGAAACAGUGGGACUAUCACCACCAAGACUCCGACUCAUUCAAGAGCUCACUGCGAUCUCAAUGCGUCUUUUGCAUGAGGCUGGCUGAAGGUCUUGGUGAGAUUGACGCUUGGUUCGACCAUGAUUUCAAGGCCAAGUCCCUCUUCCGUUGGAAUAUACGGCAGGCCGCUCAGAUCCGUGAGACGAAGAGCCAUGUCUCCGUCACAUUUCGACCGGUGCCGGGCCGCGCUUGUGGGGAUGUGCAGAGCGAAGAUCUACCAGAAGUCACAUUCUAUCUCUUCCCCGAAGAAGAUCUGGGCGACAUACCCGAACGGCACGAACUCGGAAACCGAACAGACUCAGAGGCAUCCAAAGUCCAAAUGAUAGACUGGAUGCAAGACUGCAUCGCCAACCACCCGAAAUGCGUACGAAGCCAUAGCAUCAAGUCCUUCAUCCCAACCCGUGUUCUCGACGUCGGUCCAACAAACACCAACAACAACGACGCAGAUCCGCCCUCUCACAUCCGUGUGAUUGACACCACCAAAGAACCGAUUACUGGCCCCUACAUGACCCUAUCUCACUGCUGGGGCAUCGGCUCCUUCAUCCGCCUCACAGAGGCCAACGUCGACGAUUACACGACCAACGGCAUCCCCUGGACAGAACUUCAGGCCAGCAAUGCGAACUUCGCCGACGCGGUGCGCGUUGUUCGUACGCUUGGAAUGAGGUAUAUCUGGAUUGACUCGCUGUGUAUCAUUCAGGGUCAGCAGCACGGAGAGGACUGGAACCACGAGGCACCACUCAUGCAUAAGGUCUACCGGAACUCGUGGUGCAACCUCGCCGCGGCGGACUCAAAGGACCACACUCGCGGCCUCUUCAGGGAGAGGGUGGCGGAGGUGGUUCCUGCGAGGUAUGAGAGCCAGCAACCAUCCGUGACCUUUGGAGAUAGAGUUUGGAGGGUUUUACCGGCUGAUUUAUGGAAUCGCGAUCUGUUGGGAAGUCAUCUCUACACUCGCGGCUGGGUAUUUCAAGAACGCAUGCUCUCCCCCCGCCUGCUCCAAUUCACUUCAACCCAGCUUUUCUGGGACUGCGCAACUCUCACCGCAACCGAAUCACUCCCCGAUGGCUUGCCCCCACCCCUCGACACCAAAUCCGCUACCGACAGACAUUGGCGCGAACGCCUGCAAUCCUCCGCCCUCUCCGUCCGGCCCCUCGCCGGCACAGCCGAGGACUCGCUCGAAGAGUUUUGGAAGAGCGCCGUGGCGGCCUACACGAGCUGCAACCUCACCUACGGCAAGGAUAAACUCGCUGCACUGUGGGGCAUCGCAAAGCUCCUGCGGGAUGCGCUGGGCGAAGAGUACGCUGCGGGGUUGUGGGGGAUUAAUCUCGCUGAGCAGCUCGCGUGGCGGGUCGUUGAUUGUUCUACCGCAGAGAGGUAUGGUGAGAAGGAGAAGGUUGUGGUUCCUGGGGGCCAGGCGGUUGGGAAUCCGAGUUGGUCGUGGACUUCGUUGAAGGGGGAGGUGGAGGUUGCGGGUAGGGUGCCGAGGUUACCGAGAUUCUAUACUGCGUGCGACCACGGAGGUGGGAAUGCGAGGUUUCAGAUCAAGAAGCCGCUUUUUGGGAGGUUUGAGGGGGAGCACUCGACGGUGUGGAGGGAUGAGGUUGUCAAUAUGACGAGGAAGCUGAAUCGGGCUUCGGAGAGGGUGUCGGAGAAGGCUAGGGUUAGUGGUGUUACUACGAUUACUCCCAUUGUUGAGGAUAUAUCGGAAGAAGAGGUUGGGAAGGACGGGAUGCCGAAGGUGGCGGCGCAAGGCGCAGUUACGCAGCCGGAAGCGAAGAGGGAGUUUGCAAUGGAUAAGCCCUCGGAGCUUCUAUCUACCUCGCUCCGCAUCCAGGCGCAUAUAUGCCUGGGGACGCUCGAAGCAUCUGGGGAUGGUCACUGGUCGUUCACUUUUCCAGGGCUGAAUCAGAGUGAUGCACUCAUCGAAGCCUAUCCCGACAUUCUGCCUUCAGGGAGCAACGUGCCGUGCGAGAUGGUCUUGCUCGCGGCGUCAAAGUUGCUGCAGAAUAAAUGGGGUCGAUGGUUCCUGGAUGAUGGGUAUGUCGAAGACGAGGACGUCGCUGAAGUGAAUUACUCCGGGACGGGGAUUCUUGUGGAGAGGGUUGGGGAAGGACGGUAUAAGCGGAUCGGCGCUGUUGUGUUUCGGCAGGUGAAGAGGGAGAGUUGGGCUUGUUUGCGGCAGGCUUGUGGGAGUGGUGGGAUGAUGUUGGAAGAUGAGCUCCAGGUUGAGGAUGGAGAGAAGAUUUGGCUUGAAUAG